UCAAAGCCCACAUUUAAACUGCUGCCUGCCUGUGCAGCAGCUGAAGAACUACGGAAUGGAUUCUAUACACCACAAUUCUGGGUUAAAACAACUCCAAACCAUCGCUAUUACUGCCUAGCAACAAUGAAGGAAGGAACAGAGGGAGAUCCUAUGACUGAAGAUAACUGAGGCACUAGGCGCCAGCACUGCCUGCUAACAUUUCCAGCAGAAAUAUGGAUCCCGAGGAGAGGACAACACAGCCCUGUAUUGUCCGAGCUGGGAGACGGCAGAUGUGAGAGCCCCAAUGCAGCGGCUGUGAGCGCCAGGCAGCCCCGCGCCAGCAGCGAGCACAACUCCUGCUCCUUUUGUCUGCAGCAUGAACAAAAAGCCCCGAGACAAGGACGCCGCUUCCAAGCAGGGAAGGUAACACGGCGAGGAGCAGGCAGAUGGACAGAGCGGAGCCCGAGCGGGCGCAGGAAGCAGGGCUGGUGGGGGAUGUGCGCAUGGUCGAGAGCAUCUUUUUUGCUGAAGUGAUGGCGUGCCCAAACUAUUUUCUGUGGGUAUAAUCCUGCACCAUAAAUGGCCUGACCAAGGAAGAGUGAGCCAUUUGCAGACAAUUACUCAACUCAAAGGAAAAUGAAUACCAAAGAAUAGCAGUGGAUUCUAAACCAAUUGGAAAAGCCUUUUCCUUGAGCAUUGUCUCAUAUCCCAUUACUGGAUCUUUACAACAUGCUUCAGUGGAGAAGACGACACUGCUGCUUGGCAAAGAUGACCUGGAAUAGCAAAAGGUCUCUGUUUCGCACCCAUCUCAUCGGCCUGCUCUCUCUGGUGUUUCUUUUUGCCGUGUUUCUGUUCUUUAAUCAUCACGACUGGCUGCCAGGCAAGGCUGGAUUCAGAGAAAACCCCAUGUCUUACACCAUACGAGGAUUUAGAUCUACAAAAAGCGAGAGCAACCACAGCUCUCUAAGGAGCAUGUGGAGAGAUGCUGUGCCUCAGACACUCAGGCCUCAGACAGUCACCAACCCUAACAACACAGAUCUGUCCCCACAGGGAGUCACCGGUUUGGAAAACACCCUCAGUGCCAACGGAAGUAUUUACAACGAGAAAGGCACUGGGCAUCCAACUUCCUAUCAUUUCAAAUACGUCAUCAAUGAGCCUGACAAGUGCCAGGAAAAGACCCCUUUUCUAAUACUGCUCAUAGCUGCAGAGCCAGGCCAGGUGGAGGCCAGACAAGCAAUUCGACAGACCUGGGGCAACGAGAGCCUGACACCUGGCAUCCAAAUUGUACGGAUUUUUUUGUUGGGCUUAAGCACCAAGGUAAACGGAUACCUCCAGCGAACCAUCCUUGAGGAAAGCAGACAGUACCACGACAUCAUUCAACAAGAAUACUUAGACACCUACUAUAACUUAACUAUAAAAACACUGAUGGGAAUGAACUGGGUUGCAACCUACUGUCCACAUGUUCCAUAUGUUAUGAAAACUGAUAGUGAUAUGUUUGUCAAUACCGAAUAUUUAAUACACAAGCUUCUGAAACCAGAACUUCCUCCCAGGCACAAGUAUUUUACAGGUUAUUUAAUGAGAGGUUAUGCACCUAAUAGAAACAAGGAUAGCAAGUGGUAUAUGCCACCUGAUUUGUAUCCAAGUGAACGUUAUCCUGUAUUCUGCUCUGGAACUGGUUAUGUUUUUUCUGGAGACUUGGCAGAAAAAAUCUUUAAGGUCUCCUUAAGCAUCAGACGUUUACAUUUAGAGGAUGUGUACGUGGGGAUCUGUCUCGCCAAGCUGCGGAUUGACCCCAUGCCCCCACCCAACGAGUUUGUCUUCAAUCACUGGCGAGUUUCUUACUCCAGCUGUAAAUACAGCCACCUAAUUACCUCCCAUCAGUUCCAACCUAGCGAGCUGAUCAAAUACUGGAACCACUUACAGCAGAACAAGCACAACGCCUGCGCCAACGCGGCCAAGGACAAGGCCGGCAGGUACCGCCACCGCAGACUGCACUGAGGGCGCCGCGCGGCUCCUGUAAAUAAACAGCGCUGAACGCAGCCACAGCGACA
Messenger RNA from Sturnus vulgaris (Common starling), 2030 nucleotides. RefSeq names its product beta-1,3-galactosyltransferase 2. Gene Ontology annotation, cellular component: Golgi membrane. Gene Ontology annotation, molecular function: N-acetyl-beta-D-glucosaminide beta-(1,3)-galactosyltransferase activity. The record is from RefSeq and is a predicted model, not a curated record. NCBI's taxonomy places the organism in Eukaryota, Metazoa, Chordata, Aves, Passeriformes, Sturnidae. Gene Ontology annotation, biological process: protein O-linked glycosylation.